AUGAAAUUUGAGGUUCGUUACGGGAAUGAAGAUCGACGUUUGUUACCGUACUCCGGCAUAGUUCACCAUUAUUUGUUACUCCUACUCCGGCACAGUUCACCGUCAUGUACCGCUCUCCAACGUUUGUUACGCGAAUGA
Chondrus crispus (carragheen) is the source of this 138-nucleotide messenger RNA. RefSeq lists its product as hypothetical. Lineage: Eukaryota; Rhodophyta; Florideophyceae; Gigartinales; Gigartinaceae. The transcript has a single exon. The record is from RefSeq and is a predicted model, not a curated record. Bases 1 to 138 code for a protein of 45 amino acids.